Chlamydomonas reinhardtii is the source of this 993-nucleotide messenger RNA. RefSeq lists its product as uncharacterized. Gene Ontology annotation, biological process: mitochondrial translation. Gene Ontology annotation, cellular component: small ribosomal subunit; ribosome. Gene Ontology annotation, molecular function: structural constituent of ribosome. Bases 110 to 496 code for a protein of 128 amino acids. The record is from RefSeq and is a predicted model, not a curated record. Lineage: Eukaryota; Viridiplantae; Chlorophyta; Chlorophyceae; Chlamydomonadales; Chlamydomonadaceae. The transcript has a single exon.
AUCGCGCUGCGGGCCAGAAAAUUGGGCGAGACUUCACACGGCGACGUCCCUAGCCCAUUUUGCCUGCUUUUCUAUUUCUACAACCUCAUUUUACAUAGGCUGUGGAACCAUGCAGGCCCUUUCUGCCAAGCGCUCUCUUGGGAGCAUCCAGCCCUUCACCAGCAGCCGUGUGGCCGUGGCUCGCCCGGCUCGCGUUGCCACUGUGAUUGAGAACCGCGUGGCUCUGCGCUUCCAGCGUUUCGGCCGCAAGAAGCUGCCCUUCUACCGCCUGGUGGCCAUCGACAGCAAGAAGCGCAGGGACGGCGAGCCGCUGGAGUACCUGGGCUGGUAUGACCCCCUGAAGAAGGAGACCAACCUGAACGCUCCUGCCAUUAAGGAGUGGCUUGCCAAGGGCGCUCUGCCCUCGGAGACCGUGGAGAACCUGCUGCGGAAGGCGUACGUGAUGGAGCCUAAGGUGGCCAAGGUUGUGGUCCCCAAGGAUGCCGUUAAGGUCUAAGCAGCACAGCGCAGCAGCGGCUGGGGCUGGAUUGUGGAGGAGCAUCGCCCCUCGCGGCGGCGACUUCCCUGCUUGCAGUCCGACCAAUGUCAGCCGUUGGAGCCCGGGCGACCACCUGAGAGAUAUGCUGUAGUUUUCAGCCAGAGAUUGGGUCGUCCGUGGAGUGCAGAGGCGUGCUGGAGGAGAUUGUGGUGGUGCUCAUUGUGGCGCUGGUCGCUCCAAUUUUCCCCGUGGAGUCGACCGCCCUCGGUGCCAGCUUUAGACUAGCUCGGUAUUUCCUAUACCACAGCGUUGGUGAUGUGGGUGGGUGCUGGACACUCUCGUCCAUGCGUAGUCUGGGCCGCAGGGGCCCCUUUCCAGUUGCUCGCUUGCGGGCUCGACAUCGAUGCACGCAGUGUUUUCAUGCACAAGGACUUUGAGGAGGUUUGGGAGAGCCCAGAGCAGGCAGGAUCGACACCGUGGCGUGUUCGGGCGUGGGCAUGUAACGUGGAUGGUGU